AUGCAGCUAACAAAGAAAAGUACCGAACUAAUUUUGGCAGCGACGUUUUGUCUAUUGACGGUCACACCGACUGGGGCAUAUCCCAGCAGUUGUUUCGAAUGUGAAGAGGAAGUAUGGGAGGAAGUGCCAUGCGAUGAAAUUCCAACGAAUAGUACCACAACCUAUCCAACCACGCCCUAUGUUACCACCAGUACACCUAAAACGGAAACUACAACUACUUCGACCACUACGACUACAACUCCUUAUCCGGCUACAACGACAGCGUCGGACACUGAUCCCUAUAAAAAGUGCUACUGUGAAUGUAAAACCGGUUGCAAGGAGUUCUGUCGCAAAGUUAUUCACAAUCCACAAAGUAAAAGUCAAAUAAUCCAGAUAACGGAGGUAUCUAAGCCCUUGCCUCAAGGCCGUAUUGAGUCGACGUAUUAUCAUAGCAGGAAAUUAGUUCCCGCUGUACCAUACCCACACCCCCAUCCACCACCGUCGUAUGAGCAUCCUGAAGUUUAUGAAGCUCCUCCAAGUGUUCGUGCACAAAAGCCACUAGCCGAAGUGUAUAAUUCGGUUCCUUACUAUAGUAGCUCAGUUUCGGAACCCCACAAUUAUGGCCGUGACUUGAGCAACGCCUAUAACGACAAUAAAUAUUUGCCAAACCUCUCAUAUCGUAAUAAACACGAAACCUAUUAUUACUCAUCGCCUGAAACGGACCUGUCCGACUUGCCGUCACACUUUCAGAAAUUAUACUCGCAGGCAAUCCAAGAUUUGGAAAAUGAGAAUUACAAACCCAACAGUAUACCCAAAUUACCGGACUACAACUCGCAUCCGUGUCAAGAAGCUGGCAAAUUUUCAUCGCCAGUUCCAGUUGACAGUGUGAGGUACUCCGACAAAUAUUAUGACUCGCUUUAUUCCAAUUCCGAUACAUACGCCUAUUACGAUGACUUUGGAACGAUUGCAGAAAAUCCACAUCAUUCUUUACUGUACAAGUGA
Messenger RNA from Musca vetustissima, 981 nucleotides. RefSeq lists its product as uncharacterized. NCBI's taxonomy places the organism in Eukaryota, Metazoa, Arthropoda, Insecta, Diptera, Muscidae. The coding region runs from base 1 to 981 and encodes 326 amino acids. The transcript is spliced from 2 exons. The record is from RefSeq and is a predicted model, not a curated record.